Molecule: messenger RNA, 474 nt
Organism: Talaromyces amestolkiae
Lineage: Eukaryota; Fungi; Ascomycota; Eurotiomycetes; Eurotiales; Trichocomaceae
Exons: 1
Coding region: 1-474 (157 amino acids)
Source: RefSeq, a predicted model, not a curated record
AUGGAAAAUAUAAAUAUCCGCCCAGCAACAAUUGAGGACGCUCCUUCAAUAUCCCAAAUCCAAUAUGAAGCCCUCAAACAAUUCCACAAUUUCUACAGCGGAUUCCUGGCGACUCAUCCUCGUGACAUUCUUCCGAUAACUACCAAGACAGCCAUCAGCGAUCCCAAGAAUAUCUUCCUUGUCGCCGUGGACGCGGCAACGAAUGAGGUAGUGGGAUUUGUUAGGUAUGCGAUAGUACCAGAAAAGCAGGCCGAAGAAGAAAAGCAUGAGAAAGAGGAGGAGAAAGAAGAUGCAAAAAGUCAAUUAGACCGAAGUCAGCCGGUAUUCGCGAAUUUAUUUGCUCCAAAGGAUCAUGUCAAGGAAUUGUGGGAAGAAUUUAGUACGAGGGAUGAUGAGAUGGAUGCUUGCUAUGAGGGGGUAGUGAAGGGGCAGAAGCAUUACUGUACCGCCCCUACCACCGAGUCAAUGAAGUAA